Chanos chanos (milkfish) is the source of this 1230-nucleotide messenger RNA. It is a transcript of the gene kcnj6, whose product is annotated as potassium inwardly rectifying channel subfamily J member 6. Bases 1 to 1230 code for a protein of 409 amino acids. The transcript has 2 exons. NCBI's taxonomy places the organism in Eukaryota, Metazoa, Chordata, Actinopteri, Gonorynchiformes, Chanidae. Gene Ontology annotation, cellular component: plasma membrane. Gene Ontology annotation, molecular function: G-protein activated inward rectifier potassium channel activity. The record is from RefSeq and is a predicted model, not a curated record. Gene Ontology annotation, biological process: potassium ion import across plasma membrane; regulation of monoatomic ion transmembrane transport.
AUGGAGCAGGAUGUGGAGAGCCCCAUCACUAUCAGACAGCCGAAGCUGCCUAAGCAAGCUCGUGAGGACAUUCCCAAACAGCUGGUGGACAAAGAGACAUCUAAGAGAAAGAUACAGAGGUACGUUCGCAAGGACGGAAAGUGCAACGUGCACCACGGGAAUGUACGCGAGACCUACCGUUACCUAACAGACAUUUUCACUACGCUGGUCGACCUGAAAUGGAGGUUUAACCUCUUCAUCUUUGUCUUGGUUUAUACUGUAACGUGGCUCUUCUUUGGAUUCAUGUGGUGGCUAAUAGCCUACAUAAGAGGCGACCUGGACCAUAUAGGGGACGACAAAUGGACUCCGUGCGUCAACAACCUCAACGGAUUUGUCUCCGCUUUCUUGUUCUCGAUAGAGACAGAAACAACCAUUGGGUACGGCUACAGGGUCAUCACAGACAAAUGUCCAGAGGGUAUUGUCCUGCUCUUAGUGCAGUCCGUUUUGGGAUCCAUUGUCAAUGCCUUCAUGGUAGGAUGUAUGUUUGUGAAGAUCUCACAGCCCAAGAAGAGGGCAGAGACGCUGGUGUUCUCCACCAACGCUGUCAUAUCUAUGAGAGACGGCCGGCUGUGCCUGAUGUUCCGUGUCGGGGACCUCCGUAACUCGCACAUUGUGGAGGCGUCCAUCCGAGCCAAGCUGAUCAAGUCCAAGCAGACCAAGGAAGGGGAAUUCAUCCCUUUAAAUCAAACAGACAUUAAUGUGGGUUACGACACUGGAGAUGACAGGCUCUUCCUGGUGUCGCCACUCAUCAUCUGCCAUGAGAUCAACCAGCACAGCCCAUUCUGGGAGAUCUCCAAAGCCAGCCUGGCCAAGGAGGAGCUGGAGAUCGUGGUCAUUCUGGAAGGCAUGGUAGAAGCCACAGGGAUGACGUGCCAGGCCAGGAGUUCGUACGUGACAAGCGAGAUCAAGUGGGGCUACCGCUUCACGCCCGUACUGACUCUGGAGGACGGUUUUUACGAGGUGGACUACAACAGCUUCCACGAGAUCUACGAGACCAACACGCCCAGCUGCAGCGCGAAGGAACUCGCCGAAAUGACCUCCCGAUCCCGGCUUCCCCUCACGUGGUCGGUGGCCAGCAAACUGAGCCAGCAGGGUAUCCUGGACGCGGAGGACGAGGCGCAGGAGAAAAACAAGGACCAGGCGGAGAGAAACGGUGACAUUGCCAACAUGGAGAACGAGUCCAAAGUGUAG